This is a messenger RNA of Penicillium cinerascens, 312 nucleotides long. RefSeq lists its product as uncharacterized. The record is from RefSeq and is a predicted model, not a curated record. The annotation marks the transcript as partial. The transcript is spliced from 2 exons. NCBI's taxonomy places the organism in Eukaryota, Fungi, Ascomycota, Eurotiomycetes, Eurotiales, Aspergillaceae.
CCCUUAGACAGUCUGCACCCUCGAGACUAUAAAAAUGAUACGGAGCUAAGUCAGAUUACUAAUCUAGUUGAGAAUUCGUGCUCCAGGGCAAACGACGCUCUAGAGUGGGAAGACUUCGGCACUGCUAAAGAUACGUCAGCCCUAUCUAGCCCGUCCGCUCCGCUAGGCCUAUGGUUAUACCACCCCUAUCCUAGCAGCAAGGAGCCGCUAGUACAAGCACGAGGGCCGCUGCGGUAUUAUGCAAGAAGCGACUCCGCUCUAGCCGAGGCACCGGCAACGACUAAGAUAGGAACACCACCUUUUAUAAUAUAG